GCGGCGGGAUGUCUCUUUGUUACGGUCGCGCAAUGGAACGGCCUUGGGUGAAAGGAGAGGGGCGCCGCGGUGGUAGGAUCGGCAGGAGAUGGCUCUGGUUGCACUGCCUGUGCUGCUGCACCCUGCUGUUCCUCCUUGUGACUUUGCAGGUGGUGGUUGAACUGGGACAGUUUGAAACAAAGGAAAUAAAGGGUGAGGAUUUCUACAGCGACAGAAUGGAGGAUUGGAAUCUGUUGAAUGACGCAAAUGAUUUACAGAGCAGUGUGAAGCAAUAUUCCAAUUUGGGAAUUGAGUGUCCCAUUAUUCUGUGGUGGUCACCACUGACUGGAGAACCGGGCCGCCUAGGCCAAUGUGGAAGAGAUACCUGUUUCUUUACAGUAAACAGGACCUAUCAGGAUCAUCAAAUGACACGAGCGUUCUUGUUUUAUGGCACAGACUUUCAAAUUGAUAGUUUACCGCUGCCUCGGAAGCCCCAGCAUGAAUGGGCCUUGUUUCACGAAGAAUCUCCUAAGAAUAAUUACAAGCUUUUCCACGAACCCACUGUCACACUGUUUAAUUACACCUCCACAUUCAGCCGCAACUCUCAUUUGCCACUGACAACCCAGUAUAUAGAGAGUAUCGAAGAGUUGAAGUCACAUAAAUAUAUGCUCCCUCUGUCUGAGAAGAAUCGUUUGAGGGAGCAUUUGGCCCCAUUGGUGUAUGUCCAGUCUGAUUGCGAUCCUCCAUCAGACCGAGACAGUUAUGUACGAGAACUGAUGAAAUAUAUCCAGGUCGACUCUUACGGUGAGUGCCUACAUAACAAAGACCUUCCAACUGGCCUGAAGGAUCCCACAGCCAUGGAUGAUGAUGCUUUCUACUGGAUUCUUGCUCAGUACAAAUUCAUUCUGGCUUUUGAGAAUGCUGUUUGUGAUGAUUACAUUACUGAGAAACUGUGGAGACCAUUUAAGUUAGGUGCAGUUCCAGUUUACUAUGGUUCCCCAAGUGUGGCAGAUUGGUUGCCCAGUAAUAAAAGUGCAAUACUUGUGGGAAGCUUCACACACCCCAAGGAACUAGCUGACUAUAUUAUACAAUUGGAUGGUGAUGAUCAGAGCUAUGAGGUCUUCCUCGAGUGGAAGCAGGAAGACUUAAUCUCCAAUGAGAAGCUGCUAACUGCCAUGAAAGAACGCAAAUGGGGAGUUCGAGAUGUUUCCCAGGACAACUACAUUGAUGCCUUUGAGUGUAUGGUGUGCAGUGCAGUGUGGGAAAACCUUAGAAGAAAGCAAAAGGGUUUAUCACCAAUUGAAUGGCGGGGACAAACCAACCACCUCAGCUGUCCAAGGCCAAAGGCUUUUCCUUUCUCAAGUGGGGGGACACUAGUCCGAGAUUUGUGGAUGCCAAGCUUUGAACAAUCAAAACGAGAAGCUGCAGCACUGAGGCACCUAGUGGAACUGAACCGAAACUUCACUGUGGAAACCUUCUGGAGGAUGGUGUUUAGUGACUAAUGAGAUAGAUAGUUAUUCUCAAAAAUCACCUAUUCUUCAGAUUCUUUUGAGGACUCCAUAAAUCUAGAAUAAGUACAUUCAGUGAUAACAGUAUUUGCACAAAUUUCAUACGAAAUCCAACAAAUAAUUACUAGAGGCCAUAUUGUGGCUUGGUGAUUAUUUAGUUCAAAGUGAUUUAUCAGUUAGCUUCGGUCAAAAUCAUAUUGAAGAUAGUAGUGUUUUCUUUUGCACUGGAUAUUUCCUCAGUAAGAACUCUGGCACAUUCCAUGGGCUUUGGAAGGAUGUCAUUGCGAGAUAAGUGUUCUGAGUGUGCCCUGUUAUUUUUCUGCAAGGGUUAACCUUCUGAAAUGACUAGAACAUUACAUCAGCAGAAUAAAAGUCUCAGAAAUCUUAAUUGUCAAUGCAAUUAACCCACACUGUCUUGGUGAGGUUGCUGUAGCAAGAACUAAAUAGAAAAUCUAAAUCGAUUGCACACAGUUGCAUAUCAAGCAAUACUUUUCAUAAAAGCACAAUUUAGACUUGAAUAUUACCAGCAAGUAAUUGACAAAGUAUGAUCUAUGCAACAGAGACUCAAGAGUUCUGACCUUCUCUCACUUUUGAAACUCAUACUUGUGCCUUUGUGAUCUAUAGAUUUAACAAUUCCAAAGGUUUCACUAUUUGAGCUUCUGUGAACUUCAGUUGCUGGUGAUCUUUUUUUCUUUUGCUAUUUGGAAUUGCACCAAUUAGCCUUUGGCUAAUAUACUGUCUUGAUUCCUAGAACUGUGACACCAGAACAAAAUACUACUGGGUGUAGAUAACAAUGUGAAGUUAAGGUUACCAUAAGAUCUGCUCUGAUCUCAUUGAAUGGGUCUUGAGGCUGAGUGGUCUACUCCCGCUCCUCCUCAAUGUACUUUAAUUACUCCUUAUAACCUACAGUCCUUCCCAGACUCUGUUCUUCACCAGCAUUGACCUCAUCUACAACACCUAAUUUUCUUCAUACCACCAAUGACUUCUGAGGCCUUAUGUUCUUGAACUUACUGCAUUAGCCCCUCCACCUUUUGAUACCUUCCUCCUCUUGUUUAUAUAGUUAUAUUGAAAAUUGCUUCAAUAAAAUGCUUAGGAGUGAACCAAGAAAAUGCCAAAGACUCUCAGUAGGUCACGCAUCAUGUGUGAAAGAAAAAACGAUAUGAAGUUUCAGAUUAAAGACCUUUCAUUAGACCCUUCUGAUAAAGUGUCUUUCUGCUUGAAAUGUUAUUCCACAGAUGCUGCCUGACCUGGUGAGUGUUCUUAGCAUUCAGUUUUUAAUAUGGAUUUGUAGCAUUAUCUUUUUUCAUUUUUUAAACACCUAGGGGUGUUUUACAAUGUUAAAGGUCCUGUUUCAUUGUUGUGGUUCUGUGUCAGAUGAAAACAUUCUUGAAUUUAUUGCCUUUGUGUUACAGGAGCUUGGUUUUAUUUUCAAUUUGAAACAGACUGUUGGAAGAUCUCAACACAUCAGGCUAUAUUUAUGGAGGGAAAUGGACAGUCAAUAUUUCGGGGCAAUAUCCUUCUCCUCAGUUGAAGAUUGAUUGAUUGAAAUGACCUCGGGCUAGUGAUGUAGUGCUUGAUUUUAAUAGAGUUGUUAUUCUUUGAAUAGUUUUGCAAUAUAUAUGAGGAUGGAAUGCAAACAUCUUUGGUCUCUCUCUGCUGUCACUGAAUAUGGUUGGAAAAUGCAAUGGAGAUGAUCCAUUGUAACUGGGUAUUUAACUGCAUUUGGAGUGGAAUCCUAUGUACCGAAUAUUGAAAAGCCUGGCUAGAGAAAACAUGGAGAAAUUGUUUCCAGGAGUGGGAGAGUGUAGCACCAGAGAGUACAGCCUCAGAAUAUCCCUUUAGAAUAGAGGUGAACAGGAAUUUGUUUAGCCAGAGGGUGGUGAAUCUGUGGAAUUCAUUGCAUCAGGUGGCUGUGGAGGCCAAGUCAUCGGGUAUAUUUAAAUAGGAGGUUGAUAGGUUCUUGAUUAGUAGGGGUAUCAAAAGUUAUGGAAGGAAGGCAGGAGAAUGAGUUUGUGUGGGAUAAUAAAUCAGCCAUGAUUGAAUCGCAGAGCAGACGUAAUGGGUAGAAUGUUCUUCAAUUCUGCCCCUAUGUCUUAUGGUCUUGUGACAUUUUGGAAUGUUUGUAUAAACAAUCCUUUCAGGGUUGACUGAUUUCAGAGUUAAUUUAAUAAACACUUUAUUGGAUUAACCAUGGGGCCUGAUUCUCUUGGGCUGGAAAGUUUGCUCUUAAUGGAAUCAGAAGGCAAAUGCAUUGUUCAAGUUCAUUGUCAUGGACGUACAUACCCAGGAUAUAAAUGCCAUGUAAAUUAGAUUUUUGCAGCAGCAACACAGUACAUUACAAGUAUAGCAAACAUAAGUUAAUAUAAAUUAUACAUAACCUACACAACAUAAUAAACAAAAUUAAUAUAACACUAGUGCAAGCUGAGAGAAGAAAAGAAAUAUAGUC
Molecule: messenger RNA, 3933 nt
Organism: Hypanus sabinus (Atlantic stingray)
Lineage: Eukaryota; Metazoa; Chordata; Chondrichthyes; Myliobatiformes; Dasyatidae
Gene: pofut3
Product: fucosyltransferase 10
Exons: 4
Coding region: 9-1481 (490 amino acids)
Cellular component (GO): Golgi membrane
Molecular function (GO): alpha-(1->3)-fucosyltransferase activity
Source: RefSeq, a predicted model, not a curated record